Molecule: messenger RNA, 2115 nt
Organism: Nilaparvata lugens (brown planthopper)
Lineage: Eukaryota; Metazoa; Arthropoda; Insecta; Hemiptera; Delphacidae
Gene: pn
Product: exopolyphosphatase PRUNE1
Exons: 6
Coding region: 64-1191 (375 amino acids)
Cellular component (GO): cytoplasm
Molecular function (GO): exopolyphosphatase activity
Source: RefSeq, a predicted model, not a curated record
AUCAUAGUGGUAUUAUAAAAUAGUAUUUUCAACGUUAGUUCAAUACUUAUUCAUGUAAUUAAGAUGUCUUCUAGUAAACUUAAUGAUUUUCUUCAAUCCAGUCGGCGUUAUGAUGAAGAUAUUUUGGGUAAAAAGCGACCUGUAACUGUUGUGAUUGGAAAUGAAAGCUGUGAUCUAGAUUCAGCCGUCUCAAGCAUUACCUAUGCUUACUUUCUGUCUCUUGAAAGUCCACCUGAUUGUGCUGUGGUACCUGUGAUAAAUGUACUUAGGAAACAUUACGAUGUGAAAACCGAGGUCAAAUACUUCCUCAAUCAUAACAACAUUGAGGAUAAUAUGCUGGUUUUCAGAGACGAAAUCGACCUCAACGCGCUCCACUCUGCCAACCGGUUGGAACUGGUUUUAGUGGAUCACCACGUGUUGCCAGCCGACAUGAGUGCACUGAGUGCGGCCGUCACACGUGUGCUGGACCACAGGCCACGUGUCGACACGUGUGUGACGUCAUCGCCACACGUGCAGGUCGACAUCAGACCGGUCGGGUCAUGUGUCACGCUUGUCGGACGACAUCUGGACAGCAAAGGCUUGCUUAGCGACAGACAGGUUGCGACACUUGUUUACGGUACAAUUCUGUUGGAUACAAGCAACUUUUCGCCCAUCACAAAGAAAGCGACAGACUUGGAUAGGGAGGUGGCAGCCCUGUGUGAAACCAAGGCCCACGUUUCCAAUGCCAAGGAUCUGUAUGAUAGGCUGGUAGCUGCCAAAACUGAUACAUCGCGUCUAUCAACCUACAGUCUACUCAUUAAGGACAUGAAGAAGGUCCAUGGCAUACCUUUGUCUGUACUUACCAUGUCUGUUAAGGAUUUUCUAGAACGUCCUGAUGCUGAGGCUAACAUAAAGGAGUUCUGCACUGAGCAUGAGGCCAGAGUUAUGCUAAUUCUGGGAGUGAUUGUUACCGGAGGAAGUCAGCUCAGAGAUUUGUUCAUCUAUCCCAACACCUGUCAACCAUUGGCGGAUAAGAUAGAAGAGCACCUCAAAGCAAGCACAGCUCCAAAACUUGAUCUUCACAUGGUUGAGAAUAAAUUCGGUGGAAAAAUCUUCAAAGAAAUCAACACUUAUUCUACGAGAAAACAGGUUUUGCCCAUUGUUGAGAGAGCUAUUCUAAGCUACGAUAGUGAGACAAGGACUGGAAGUUGAUGAUUAUUAAAUGACGGGAGAUAAUCUGAAGGUUUCUCAUGAGAAAUUUAUUUUAACUGAUUCAGGUUUAUAGAUUUUGUUAUUGGUACCCAAUGGUUCAGAACUGUAAGGCUCAACUCAGGUCGAGAAGAGACUCGAAUCUAGUCGAGAGCAUGUGUUUCCAAAUGGUGACACUCAGACCAGUCGAUUCUAGUCUCCGCGACGUCACCAUUUCAAAACACAUGCUCUCGACUAGUCGAGAGUUGAGUCUCUUCUCGACCUGAGUCACGUAAGUGUGAGUUGAACCUGAGUGUGAAACAAUUCAUCAUUUUUUUGUUACUGACUAUUGUCAUAGCCACCUCUAAUUCAAGGCCCCGGCCUACGAUAUUGCAACGUCGCAGCGUAGGCCUAGAAUCUAAUACAUGAUUGGUGAAAAAGAUUUUUAAAAAUACCAGCUGAUCUUUUUCACCAAUCAUGCAUUAGAUUCUAGACCUACGCUGCGACGUUGCAAUAUCGCAGGCCGCAGCCUUGUAUUAGAGGUGGCUAUGGUAUUGUGAAUCAGUGUAUUGUAUAUCCUUUUAGUGUGGUCCACGUUAUAAUGGCAGUGUUUGAUAAGGAAUGGUAUUGCUAUCCUUGUCUACCAUUCAACAAAGCGGAUAGCCCUAUCUCUUUCUCGCUUUGCUUUGUUGCCAGAUCGUUCAGAUGUAGAAUUAAUAAUUUAAAAAAUAUUUCAUAUUAAUUAUUGAAAGUUAUAAUUUCUUGCUUGAUAAAAUAUAAUUGAUUAUUUUUAACUAGAAUGAACCGUUAAUAUUACAUCAAUAAACCUGUAACUGCUACCGUCUAUAGAAGGCAUUGACAAGACAGGACCGGCAACGUUGUUCUCCUAUCUUUCUCCACUGCCAUUAUAACGUGGACCUCACUAUAGUACAAGUAUAUUCUUGUGUU